UUUUCCUCGGCUCACGCGAGGCGAAAGGUUCCCUCUCAAUAUUUAAUAUGACACAUUAAUACUCCAAGUUAUCAGUGAAAUUAACAACAAGUUUCGUCUGUGGAUUACUCGCUGAUACUCGCUUAUCGCUUAAUUAAAAGGAAAACGCAACAGGCAUCAUGUCGAGGAACGGCAGCAUAAAGGAUGGAGAAAAGAGCCCGUAUGACCCUGUGGCAACGAGUGAAAACGCUGAUGGGGGUGAUGAAAUCAAACUGGAGGCAAAAAUGUCACUUAUAAACGGAGUUACAGUGAUUGUUGGAUCGAUUAUCGGUUCUGGUAUUUUUGUCAGCCCUACAGGGGUCCUCAAGCACACAGGAAGUGUCAAUGUGGCACUCAUGGUCUGGACAGCAUCAGGAAUAUUUUCCAUGGUUGGCGCCUACUGCUACGCAGAGUUGGGAUGCAUGAUAAAAAAAUCAGGAGCCGAUUAUGCGUACAUAAUGGAGACAUUCGGUCCCUUUGCAGCCUUCAUAAGACUCUGGGUGGAGUGCAUGAUAGUGAGACCCUGCAGUCAGGCAAUAGUAGCCUUGACGUUCAGCAUUUACGUCCUGAAGCCGUUCUUCCCUGAGUGUACACCACCGGAUGACGCCGCCCGGCUCCUCGCCGUCGUCUGCAUAUGUACGUUGGCGUUCGUCAACUGCUGGGAUGUCAAGUGGGCUACCAGGGUCCAGGAUGUCUUCACCUAUGCUAAAUUAUUAGCCCUCUUCGUCAUCAUUGUUGCUGGGGGUUAUCAGUUAAGCAGAGGACGAGUUGAACACUUUACAUUCGAGGGUACAAAUACCGAAGUGACAUCCAUCGCUCUGAGUUUCUACUCGGGUCUGUUUGCCUACAACGGCUGGAAUUACCUCAAUUUUAUCAUUGAAGAGCUCAAGGACCCAGUCAGAAAUUUGCCAAAGGCCAUCGCCAUAUCCUGCACCCUCGUAACAGUCGUUUACGUCCUGACUAACGUCGCAUUUUACACAACUCUGAGCAUUAAAGACGUAUUAGCAAGCGAAGCAGUCGCUGUGACCUUCGCAAAUCGUCUGUUUGGCUUUAUGGCUUGGACGAUUCCGGUGUUCGUCGCGCUCUCGACUUUUGGGGCUGUCAAUGGAAUUCUACUGACAUCGUCCAGACUUUUCUACGCUGGUGCUUGCGAGGGACAAAUGCCAGAGAUACUUACCAUGAUUCAGGUGUCCAGGCUCACUCCUGCACCAGCUGUUCUCUGCAUGGCACUCCUGUCGAUGCUCUAUCUGACUUCCUCGGACAUAAAUGCUCUCAUAAAUUACGUCGGGUUCGCUACCUGGCUGAGUAUAGGUGUGUCUGUGCUGUGUGUACCCUGGCUGAGAUGGGCACAGCCAAAUCUUCCCAGACCAAUCAAGGUCAAUCUUGCAUUCCCGAUAUUCUAUAUCCUUGCGACACUUUUUGUUACACUCGUGCCGAUGUAUGCGAGUCCUGUUGAAACUGGAUAUGGCUGUCUCAUGAUAUUCUCCGCUGUUCCAGUUUACUUUGCCUUCAUUGCGUGGAAAAAUAAACCAAAAUUCUUCGUCAAGGGCGUCGUAAAAACCACGAGGUUGUUGCAAAAGCUCAUGGUAGUAGUCGGUAAGGCGAAACCCGCUCAGGUGUAAACGGCCUAAGGAAGAACAAGAAAAAUCAUUAAAACUCAUUACCGGACCUAUACUGGACGGCGGAUAUUGAUGUAGUGACUCGAGAGCUGUGAAAUACUAUAUUUUUUUAUUUAUCAUUGAUAAAUAUCGAGAACGUGAAAAAUCGUGGCCGUCCGACAGCAAGAGGCAGCCAUUGAUUGACGGAGGACGUGCCAGUCUCAUUCAUCAUUAUUUAAUUCUAUACUAUUGGGACAUUCUCAUUUAGGGAAACGAUGGGUUCACUCGAUCAUUCCACCGCCGUCCAACAAUAAAUAUCCAACGAGGAGUUACAAAAUUGUAAACGCAACUGCCAGAAAUAUCAAGUCAUUAUUUCAUGAUUUAGUCUCAUUAAUUUCCACUUAAGGUAUUUUAGUAAUUUUAGAAUGGAAAUUCACACAUCACCACAUAUCCGUAGGUCUAAUUCGAGAAUUUUCCAAUUGGGGUUUUGCGAGCUUUCGCAUUCUCGUGACAUCGAUUACUGGUAUUUUUUUUUCUCCUCAUGUCGGUUGUUUAAAUAUUAUUUUAUCAUUCAAUUGAUAGCUCGUUUAAACCUCUCAAGCAUGAACAUUUUUUUAUUUCAUUUAUUUUUUAAUCUUAAUUUAGACUAUACCCGUAACAUCAAUUUCUUUUCAAAGUUUUAAACUUUUUUAAAAAUCGACAAGUGUUUCCCAUCUGGAGAUUAUGAUUUGUAGAUUUAUUUCGAUCGUUUUAAAAUAAAAAAACUCAUUUUUUGAAUAAAUUAAAUGAGGAAAAAAAUUGCGGAAUCCGUAGAUUUGAUAAAAAAGGGUAAUUCUCAUUAAAAAUUUUCAAUGAGAUAUUUAUCUCGAAAACUAUUAAUUUCACGUGGAAACGUUGAAGGCCUUUUUGUGGUUGAUUCUGCAAACAGUCAUUUACUUGAAAAGUAUUUAUCCUUUCGAUACCGUAUUUUUCCAUUCGCGCCAUUUCCACGGAAUCCCCAUUGGGUUUCAAUUGUAACAAUUAUAUUUCUUUAGAAGGUGAUCCUGUCAGUUAUAACCUUGACUGAACUCUCUCAAUAAUUAUUAACAUUAAAAAAUGAAUCGACAUUCUUCUCUCAAGAAAAUACUCAUUUAUAAAAAACGAAUAAUCCUUGGAAUUCAUCCAAGGUAAAAUCCAACAAAAUUUUCCUCUAGAGCCCCAUGAUUAUCAUAAUUGAAACCUAAUUAGGAUCGCCUGUGACUCGAUUGAACAAAUACGGAUUUAAAAAAAUAUAUAUCUCUCGCAGGUAAACGAAUAUCUGGCAUAAUUUUUAAAAUUUUUCUUUAUAAUUUGAAUGAAAAAACUCAAGCAAAACCCCAACAAUUGCUUAGAGUUUAUACAGGGUAUUCUUUUGAAUGAGUCGAUCAUGCAAAUUUUGUAAAGAUUUCUUAAGUAACUGAUUAAUUGAAACCGUAUGCAUCACUCAUUAACCGCAUUAGCGCACGCAACGAGACAAUAAAGCAUCGACUGAUUAAUUGAAAAGACCACAUCUAGAGAAGAAUGAAACCACAAACUAAUAAAGUCGCACUUAGAUCCAACAGGCAUUUUUGUAUGUUAAUUUUUUUAUUACGCUCGCAAAUAAUUUCAGUCGCUAAGUAAUAAAAGAAGACAAAUUAAUUUAGCUCUCCGAUUUUUCUUGAAUAUCUCCCAACCCGAGGGAGAUAGCGAAAUUUUCGUAAUAACUUUUUCUUCGCAACUCAAUUCGCUCUACAGAAAAGGUUUGAUGAAAAAUUUCAUCAUCUCCCUUAGCUCCGGAGAUAUUUUCAAAAAACUCACAGAAGAGUUAAGUUAUCUCCUUUCACAACUUCGUUACUGAAUUUAUUAAAGUAUACUUGAUGACGCGUGUACUAGAAUCUUGCAUUUAUAUUUUCGCUUGUAAUGAUUUGGGUAAAGCUGAAUUUGAUAGCUUAGGAUCUGAACGGAGGAAAUAAAACGUUGAUGUUACCAAAAUUAUUGGACGUUAACUAUUAAGAGCAAUGAAGAAUUUUGAAAAAAAAAAUAUAUACUGUGACAAUAUAAUUAUAUUAUACAUGUUUAAAAGUCAUGUAAAUACGCGAUGAGGAGUAUAAUCACUACCUCAUUGUCUGAGUUGCCUUUCGGUCGUUGAGACGUGGAGAACCGAAGGCCAGUGAAUUUCAUUGGAAUUGCUUCUGAGAAGUAUGAGGAGUUUAUUGAUACCUCCAGGAAGGCGGGAAAAUUCAUAGGACAUUUGAUGUCAACAAGUAAAAUUAGUGUUUUCAAUGAUAUAUAAAAAAAAACACGAAGACACAACCGCAGUCUUCCAUAUUCGAGAGAUCUUAAGAAUAUUCCAACGAUCGAUUGCUGUGGGCCAUGAAAAUUCAACUCGUAAUUACCUGAACUUGAGAUCAUUGUUGAAAUUACAUCAAUAUUAUAUUUAUGAAAUAAAUCGAUUUUUCCUCUGA
Fopius arisanus is the source of this 4078-nucleotide messenger RNA. Its product is annotated as large neutral amino acids transporter small subunit 1. NCBI's taxonomy places the organism in Eukaryota, Metazoa, Arthropoda, Insecta, Hymenoptera, Braconidae. The record is from RefSeq and is a predicted model, not a curated record. Bases 159 to 1640 code for a protein of 493 amino acids. Gene Ontology annotation, cellular component: membrane. Gene Ontology annotation, molecular function: L-amino acid transmembrane transporter activity. Gene Ontology annotation, biological process: amino acid transmembrane transport. The transcript is spliced from 10 exons.